Osmia lignaria (orchard mason bee) is the source of this 1428-nucleotide messenger RNA. RefSeq names its product regulatory particle non-ATPase 13 (gene Rpn13). Gene Ontology annotation, cellular component: cytoplasm; proteasome regulatory particle, lid subcomplex; nucleus. The record is from RefSeq and is a predicted model, not a curated record. Gene Ontology annotation, molecular function: proteasome binding; endopeptidase activator activity. Lineage: Eukaryota; Metazoa; Arthropoda; Insecta; Hymenoptera; Megachilidae.
GAAAUCUUCAAACACGCCAUUUUAAAGUGCAGUGUCAUCAACGCGUCGUGUAACGUGAAUUAACCCGCGUAUUAAGAUUUAAUAUAUUUGUCAUAACAAACCGGUUAUUUUAAAAAAUUAAAAAUGUCUGGAGCAGUUCUGUUUGGAAAUAAUGCUUCCCGCGGUACUUCGAAAAAUUUAGUCGAAUUUAAAGCAGGAAAAAUGACCAUGAAGGGAAAAAUGGUUUAUCCAGAUACGCGUAAAGGCCAACUUUACGUUUAUCAAUCCGACGAUUCGUUAAUGCAUUUUUGUUGGAAAGAUCGUACAACAGGAAAUGUUGAAGAUGAUUUGAUUAUUUUUCCUGAUGACUGUGAAUUCAAACAUGUUCCACAAUGUAAAACUGGAAGAGUAUAUCUUCUACGAUUCAAAUCAUCAAACAAAAAAUUCUUUGUAUGGCUCCAGGAUCUUAAAACAGAUAAAGAUGAAGAACAUUGUAGGAAAAUUAAUGAAGUUCUUAAUAAUCCUCCAACCCCUGGUUCACAAAGAAGUGGCAGUACAAAUCCAGAAGGAGAUUUACAAAAUUUAUUGAGUAACAUGUCACAACGCCAACUAAUGCAAUUGUUUGGUGGUGUAGGACAAAUUGGUGGCUUAGGCAGCUUAUUAGGUACAAUGAACAGACAGCAAGGUGUACUAAAUACUAGAGCUUCCAGUAUAACUACACCAUCUCAAGUUACUACAAAUGCUCCAAUAUCAACUCAAAUUACAUCUACACCAGCAACUACUAAUGAUUCUCCUAAGCCAAAUGGUGAGAGUAAAUCAUCAACAAGAACAUCUGGCCCAUCAACACCUGGAGCAACAACAAGUACUAACAACAAAAUACAGCUUAGUGAUCUUCAAAAUUUUUUGUCAGAAAUUCCAACGCCAACAGGAGCAGAAUCUGUUGUUCAGAGGGGCGUAGCAACUGAGCUGACCAAUGCCAUCCCUGCGGCGAUCUCUGCAACGGAGAGCUUGGAGCGGGCAAUGAGCCCGCAUUUGCCACCCGGGGACCACCUGUGUACAACGCUAUUGUCUCCCCAGUUCUCCCAGGCGCUAUCAAUGUUCUGGUCUGCUUUGCAGUCAGGCCAAGCGGGACCUGUCAUCCGUCAAUUUGGUUUGGGACCAGAUGCCGUCAAUGCCGCGUCCAGUGGAAACAUUGAGGAAUUCGUCAGUGCUCUCGAGUCUGAAGCUAAGACUGGCCAAGAACAAACGCAGCAAGGACAGGAGGAAAAAAAUACUAAACAAGGUUCACCAGCGCGUAGCCCUGAUAAGAAAGAUGAUGAUGAUGAAGGAAUGGCUUUAGAUUAAAAGUCAAAUUUAACAAGCCUGAUUUCAUUUAUAUUUUUAUUUAGGAAGUAUAUCAAAUGUAUUACGUUAUAAUUAUUCGUGUACAAUAAAUAAUUCGGGAAAGAA